AUGGCCCAUGAAAAUUUCGAGUCUUCUCCGCCCAAGUCGGCCAGCAGUGUUAGUCAAGAGGCACAUGAGUCCAGAGGACCAACAAGACCGAAACCCGCCCAAAAGGCUGAAGACCAACGACGCGGACGAGGCGACGCCGAGGGAAGCUCCAAUGGCGACUAUAUAAGCGACGACAAAAAAUCACCCACUCCGACCAACGAGUACAACUCACCCGAGCCACAACAACCGUCUAGAUCGGCCAAUAUACUUCCCAGCAUCGGGGUCAGUCACCAUCAAGGGCACAGCGAGGGCAAUGUGCCACCCCUAGAAGGCAUGAACGACACCACCGUCGACACCAUCGAGAGGGGCCCAAUCAGAACUAGUUCCGCAUGUCCCGAGCUUACCACUCUUGAGCGUCAUACCUCUUCUACAUCUUCAACACAAAGGUCCCGGGAAUCAAGCGUAGAGGACGACAUCAACAAUUCUCUCUUACCCCAUUCGGCUUCAUCUCCCUCGCCCUCGCCAAUCCAACCUCAAGAUUCCUCUCCCUCUCCAUCUCUGCUUCUCGCAGAGUUACCCUACCUCUCACCAACACCCGCUUCGUCGGCCACCGCUUCAUCCACACCUCCUGCCUCCAUCUGGGUCAAUUUCUCGCCGUCGUCUGCAUCCGGUUCUUCAUCUUACACGUCUAUCUCCGAAGGUGAUUCGGAGGACGAAGACUGGGACGAUGAGAUGUUCAAUUUGUGGAACGACGCACUUGAGCAAAAUCCGGGACCCCAUGUUGAUGUACUCGGACUGGUACUGGAAGCAGUGGUCAAUCCUCAUUGGCAGGGUCCCGCUGCUGCGGUCCAGGAGGAGGUCGAAGCAACCUUCGUCGACGACGGCGAGGGUGAGGAUAGCGACGGAGACGACCAUGACAGCGGAGAACACACCGAAAGUGGCAGCGAUAGCGAGUCUUCGCCUGGAACACCGUCACAGCAAGAAUUUCAGAGUUACAUUUGGUCUGAGCCUCGGGACCAGGAGCCCGAAGACACCUACUACACUAGCGACGACGAGGUCGAUAAUAGCGAUGAUUACGACGAUCCCGAGUGGGCUUUUGAAGAACAGCACUCGCUCGAAGCCCAGUGUAGGGUGCAAUAA
Messenger RNA from Neurospora tetraspora, 1119 nucleotides. RefSeq lists its product as uncharacterized. Bases 1 to 1119 code for a protein of 372 amino acids. The transcript has 3 exons. The record is from RefSeq and is a predicted model, not a curated record. Lineage: Eukaryota; Fungi; Ascomycota; Sordariomycetes; Sordariales; Sordariaceae.